AUGGGUCGCAUCGACCGGCUAACACAGCAGUUUGACCAAUUGGAUAAUGCAUUUGCUACAACUAACUUAGUUACAUCAAGAGAACAACGGAGAGAAGGACAAAACGUUACACCAGACUCUCUCCCUUCCCCAGCAGAACACACUACAGCUGGGAACAACCCGGCGAUGCAUGUCCGGGUAGACAAUAGUAAUUCACCAUCUUUAACUAUACCGGCUGGGCAACAGCAUGUGGAUUCACUUGCGAAUAGGGGCACUCCACUUGAAGGGACACUACAACCAGUACGGCAGUCGACCCCUUCGAUUAGUAAUUUUCUGCAAAGAAAAGAUUUUUUCAACAGUAGUAACAACGCUGUUGAACUACAACAGUCUAGCGAAGGUAGGAACAGUGACAUUGUAUUACUUAUUAACGAAUUUGACUACAAGUUGUUUAAGUGUAAGAAACUUCAAUUGGAAGUAGCCUACUUGGAAGAAUGUUUAAACAAAAAGAUAGUUCCGAAAGGACUACGUCAGUGGAGGUUCCCAGUAGGAUUAAUUAAGGGUUCAAGCCUCCAUAGUAAAUUACUUGACUUGUUUGAUAAACAAGCAUUCGAUUUUAUGCAAGUACUUAUAACACAUUACUUAGAACAAAUCUAUGAAUACCAAGUUGACUUAGAAAAACUGGAGGUUGACAUUAAGGAAAAUCAGGAUUUUCCUAGAUACAGGUAUGAAUAUACGAGAAUCUUCUCCAGUAUUGAAGCAACAAUGAAUAAGUUAUCUAAUAAUAAACAAAAGAAAAUUAAGAGAGACUUAUUCCAAUACACGAACUUGACUGCGUAUCCAAACCCUCCCUUGGUUACUCAAAUGAAAUAUAGUGUCAAAGUUAAUAACAAUUUAACAGAAAGAGGACAUCAUGACAGCAACGCAGAUUUUCCACCUGUGUUGGGAGCAUCUUCCCAACCGUUGCCAGUCGAUUGCCACCAAGAUGUCCCAGUGGAUCAAGUCUCUAAUAAUUAUGCACAACCUAAUGACAACAACAAUUACCAGGAGGCUGGUAACAAUAACAGACAAACACACAACAACAACCCUAAUGAAGCUCAAAAUACUCAGGGUUUUCGGCAAGGCCAGAACCCCCACCAGAGGAACUUGAGGUCCAACACCAACCAGAAUGGCCCGGGGAACAAGCGGAACCAGAGGCGGAGAUAG
Molecule: messenger RNA, 1182 nt
Organism: Protopterus annectens (West African lungfish)
Lineage: Eukaryota; Metazoa; Chordata; Ceratodontiformes; Protopteridae
Product: probable basic-leucine zipper transcription factor E
Exons: 1
Coding region: 1-1182 (393 amino acids)
Source: RefSeq, a predicted model, not a curated record